Molecule: messenger RNA, 663 nt
Organism: Phytophthora sojae
Lineage: Eukaryota; Oomycota; Peronosporomycetes; Peronosporales; Peronosporaceae
Exons: 1
Coding region: 1-663 (220 amino acids)
Molecular function (GO): phosphatidylinositol binding
Source: RefSeq, a predicted model, not a curated record
AUGAGGUCUGUCUUCGACCCCGACGACGACUUCGCCUUGGCGCAGGAGGACGAAGGCCUCGGACGGCGGCUGUCGGCGCUCUCCAACAAUUCCAAGCACGCCUUCACUCUUAACCAGGUGCAGCGCGUCAAGGUCUGCGCAACGUACGACCGCGAGGAUGAGGGCGGCGCUACCGUGUACGUGCUUGACGUGUACCUGCAGUACGUCCAGCGGGGGCUGCCGACAACCCCAGGAGAGACCAAGAGCGAGCGACGGUCGAGACUCGAGCAGGAGAAGGAGGAGGCGGAGCCGGAAUACCAGGUAGAGCACCGCUAUUCGGCCUUUCGAGAGCUCCGGAAGCGGAUCGCCAAGAUCGUGCACGACCGCGAACCCUUGAGGUGGUGCGCCUACUGCAGCCGCGUGACGUGGAUCGCAUCGGUUGAGAGCUUCCCGUCGAGGUUCCCGAAUCGAGGGAGCUGGGCGCAGUGGACGGGGUGGCGGAGAUUGCAGGUUCACAUGAGGAAGAGGAAGCUCCAACGCUUUGUCAACCAACUGCUACGUUGCGCGAAGGACUUGUCGUACAGGAGAGGAGGGGGCCAGUGUCAGAGGUUUAUAGAGGUCUCACAGAUACUCAACACCUUCCUCAUGGACCCCGACCUGCGGCCGGAAGGCUGUGUGUGGUGA